GAUCCACAGAGCAGCAGGCUGAGGAACAACAUUCCCACCUCUGGAAUAAAAGUCCACAUCGCGGUCUUUAAUGAAGAGACACCAUGUGACCUGUCGCUCCCUCGUGUGGCCGGAGCGGACCGGACCGAAUUAAAUGAACUGAUAGCCGUGAACGUGGAUUGGCUUGUCUCUUCAUCUCAGCAGGAAGGCUCUUAUUUUAGUUGCUAACGGAGGGAAGGCCGCUCCGCCUCCCGACGCUCUCUCUCCUAUCUCAGCCUGCUUGUUUGCUGUUGGUGUCAGCUGGUUUGUGGAGGACGCUGUCAGUGCCAUGGGAUUUCUGUGACUCUGAGGAAUUGAAACAUGGCGAAACCUUUGGCUCUGGCUCUGGCUGUCCUCGUGCUGCUCCUCCGCCCCAGCGGCAGCGGCUCCUGGCCGGGUGCCUGUCCCUACAGGUGCCAGUGUUUCACUCCGGUUCAGGUGCUGUGUUCUGAUGAACGGAUGGCCUCUUUACCCAGAAACAUGUCCGCUCAGGUCAAGGAGUUCAUAAUAAUGACGACUUCUGUGGCGUACCUGUUCUCCCACUCGCUGGAGGAGAGCCCACAACUCACCAAGCUCGUUUUUCUGAACAACGCGCUGAGGAGCAUUCACCUGAAAGCCUUGGAGCGCCUGACUGAGCUGCAGGAGCUGGAGAUCAGCGGGAACCCCGGGCUGGAUCAUGUGCUCCUGGGGACCUUCUCAAAUCAAGCCCGUUUACAGAAGCUGACUCUCAACUUCAACAACUUCAAGUCGCUUCUUCCUGGAACGUUUGACUCUCUGAAGCAGCUGGAGACCCUGCAGAUGAAGAACAACUUCAUAUCAGCUCUGCCUGCUUAUCUCUUCCUGAACCUGAACAAGUUGCGUGUUCUGGAUUUGUCCCAAAACAGACUUGAAGAUGUAGCCAAUGAGACGUUUUCUGGCCUGAGGAGGCUGGAGGUCCUGAAACUAAACAACAACCUGAUCAGCCAUCUGACACCUGACACCUUCAGUAACGUUUCUCAGCUCCGGGAGCUUCACUUAGAGCACAACAAGCUAGCACGACUCAGCGACAGCUCCUUCUCUCUGUUGACUAACCUGAGCGUGCUGAACCUCCGUGGGAACCUUCUGACAACCUUCAGUCGUAACGUGUUUGGACGUGAGCCUACACAUCUGAAGGAGCUCAACCUGAGAGGCAACCAGCUGACCCAGCUGUCGUCCCUGAGCGCUCUGACCUCGCUGACUGACCUCACCCUGUCAGAAAACAAGCUCUCCAGCCUCGCAGAAGACGUUUUCAUAAAUCUAACGGCCCUGGAGAACCUGGAGCUUUCUGAAAACCAGCUGGUGACGCUGCCUGAAAGGAUCUUUAAACACUUGUUUAACAUCAAGGAGAUCAGCCUCCACCGUAACAACCUGACCAGGUUGGAGCCCCAGCUGUUUGAGGACCAGGCGUUUAUUCAGAGGCUCUACCUUUCUGAAAACCGACUGGAAACUCUCCCCGUGGGUCUAAUGGACUCCUUUAGCUUCCAGCACUCCACCAGACUGCACGGAAACCCCUGGAAAUGUGACUGCCACCUGUGGUACCUGCACGACUGGCUACUGCAGAACAGCCAGAACGUGGAGAUGCUACACGGCGUGGUGUGUGAAAGCCCCGCCUACCUGCGACAACGGCCCGUCGCUUCUGUGGACAGAGACCAGCUGUUGUGUCACCUGUCCAAAGAGGACGUGGCUGAUCUCAGCUCCUGCACUCUGCAAACAUCCAACCACACCGUGACCAUCAAAUGUAAAGCAGACAAAUGCUCUCCAAUGACAGUGAAGGUGCUGUUUCAGGAAGAAGACGGCCGUGUCAGAGAGCACGUCCUAAAAAACGAGUCUGACGAGUCUCAGUGCAGCAACAGGACCACGGCGGGGAUCCCGGAGCGCUAGCUCGCCUCAGAGCAGAUCCCUGCUUCCCAUCAGGGUCGAUCAGACGUCCAGAGUCGGUCGAUACUGUCAACAAUCAGCAGGCAGGAGGCUGCUGAGUGAUAGCGGGGGUAGAUGAACCUCUGAUUGUAAAGUUCGAAAGUUCAACUGGUUGUUUUUUAAAAUCCAUUCAAGGCUGAAACAUGAAACAGCAGUUAAUGUGUGUUUGUGUAUUCCCUCAGAAGCACAUGUGAUGAACAAGUGAAUGAAUGAGUUCUACUA
This is a messenger RNA of Nothobranchius furzeri (turquoise killifish), 2175 nucleotides long. RefSeq names its product carboxypeptidase N subunit 2. Gene Ontology annotation, cellular component: extracellular matrix. The record is from RefSeq and is a predicted model, not a curated record. Lineage: Eukaryota; Metazoa; Chordata; Actinopteri; Cyprinodontiformes; Nothobranchiidae. Gene Ontology annotation, molecular function: protein binding.